Erythranthe guttata (spotted monkey flower) is the source of this 2755-nucleotide messenger RNA. RefSeq names its product protein STRUBBELIG-RECEPTOR FAMILY 6. Gene Ontology annotation, molecular function: protein binding; protein kinase activity; ATP binding. NCBI's taxonomy places the organism in Eukaryota, Viridiplantae, Streptophyta, Magnoliopsida, Lamiales, Phrymaceae. Gene Ontology annotation, biological process: protein phosphorylation. The record is from RefSeq and is a predicted model, not a curated record.
GUGAAAGAGAGAGAGAAGAGAGAGAGAGAGAAGAAUUCUGUGGCUUUGGAUUCUUCUAGCAGAUCGUGCCUGCCAGCUUUUUUUUUUGUGAGAAAUGGGGUACGCAGGAAGUGUGCAAUAUGUAUAUAUUAUAUACAUAUAUAUCCUGUAAUUCUUAUUGUUAUCAUUUGAUUGAGAAAAUAUUUAUUUUCUAUAUAUAUAUAAAUAAUUUCCAAAAAUUAUUUGGAGAGCUUUUGUGAAAAGGGUCGUCUGUCUGAGCAUUGAUAAAGGUGAAGCCUUUUUUUUUUUUUUUUUUUUGUUCUGGGCCUUCAUUUUUUAUUUGAAGAUUUGGGUUUAGCUUUAUAACCUAGAGAGAGAGAGAGAGAGAGAGAGAGAGAGAGGUGGAGGAGAUGGCGGUGGUGGCGGCGGUGGCGCUGCUCAUUGGCAUUCUGAGCUUCACCGGUGCAGACACAGAUCCAACUGAUGCUUCGACUCUCAAUGUAUUGUACACGAGUUUGAAUUCGCCUCAGCAACUCACUAAUUGGAAGCCAAGUGGCGGUGACCCUUGUGCCGAGUCAUGGAAGGGGAUUACUUGCUCUGGAUCAAAAGUUACAGAAAUAAAUAUUCCAGGCUUGGGACUUAACGGGAACAUGGGUUUCCAGCUAGAUAAGUUGACAUCCGUCACUACUUUUGAUAUAAGUAACAACAAUCUUGGAAACCAAAUCCCGUAUCAGCUUCCUCCGAACGUGGAAAGAUUAAACCUUGCUGGAAAUGGCUUCAAUGCUGGCCUUCCAUAUUCGAUUUCGCUGAUGGGUGCUCUGAAAUACCUAAACUUAAGUCACAAUCAAAUACAGGGCCAAGUGACUGUCCAGUUCACCUCACUUACUGGUCUCACCACAUUGGAUUUCUCUUUCAACUCCUUCACGGAUAAUCUUCCUCAAAGUUUCCAGUCACUCACAAGUAUAAACGAUAUGUAUUUGCAGAACAAUCAAUUUACGGGAACUCUUGAUGUACUUGCUUUACUUCCACUUCAAAAUCUAAAUGUCGAGAACAACCGUUUUACCGGAUGGAUUCCCAGCCAAUUGAAAGGCAUAAACGUGCAAUCGAAUGGUAAUUUAUUAAACUCCGGGCCAGCACCUCCACCGCCACCUGGCACUCCUCCAGCCACCAGGCCCGUUCCAAAUCCUAAAUCUGGCGGCAAAGGUGGUUCGUCCAACAAUGGAGGUAGUGGGAGUGGAGAUAGCAAAUCCGGUAUUGGAGCUGGUGCUAUAGCUGGAAUCGUUAUAUCCGUUUUGGUUAUCGGAGCUAUAAUUGCAUUCUUUGUCAUUAGAAAACGAUCCAGAAAAUCAUCUCCCGACGUUGAAAAGCUCGGUGGCAGUCAGCCUUUUGCUCCUCUACCUUCACAAGAAUCACAAGAUAUAAAGGCUGUUCAAACUUCAUCCACAGCCAGCAUAAAAGCCUUUGAAACUCCCGCCAUGCUGAAUCUGAGACCUCCUCCGUUCGAUCGUCACAAAUCGUUCGAUGAAAAUGAUGACUCAGCAAAGCCGAUUGUUCCUGUCAAGAAAGUCAACACUGCUCCCAUAAAUUCUAAACUGUACACGGUUGCAGACUUACAGAUAGCUACAGAUAGUUUCAGUGUCGAAAAUCUUAUCGGCGAGGGGUCUAUCGGACGUGUUUACCGAGCCCAAUUGGAUGACGGAAAGGUUGUUGCUGUAAAGAAGAUAAAUUCAUCGGCUGUGUCCAAUUCCGAAGAUUUUCUUGAAAUAGUUUCGGAAAUAUCGAGAUUGCAUCAUCCAAAUGUAACUGAAUUAGUGGGAUAUUGCUCUGAGCAUGGACAACACCUUCUAAUUUACGAGUUCCAUAAAAAUGGAUCUUUGAAUGAAUUUCUGCACGUCUCCGAUGAAUUUAGUAAGCCUUUAACAUGGAACACGCGUGUGAAGAUUGCAUUGGGUACCGCACGAGCACUAGAGUACUUACACGAAGUUUGUUCGCCUUCGGUUAUUCAUAAAAAUUUCAAAUCGGCUAACAUUUUACUCGAUAUCGAGCUCAAUCCUCACCUCUCUGAUUGUGUGUUGGCUAGCCUCGUUCGUGAUCCAGAUCAGGCAUCCGGCUAUAGUGCACCGGAGGUUGCCAUGUCAGGUCAAUACACCAUCAAAAGCGAUGUGUACAGCUUUGGUGUCGUCAUGUUAGAACUUCUCACCGGACGCACUCCGUUUGAUAGCGCAAGGCAAAGAUCGGAGCAAUCAUUAGUUCGAUGGGCGACACCUCAGCUGCACGAUAUCGAUGCACUCUCUAAGAUGGUUGAUCCAGCUCUAAAAGGGCUUUACCCAGUUAAAUCCCUCUCCCGUUUCGCUGAUGUCAUCGCCCUCUGCGUUCAGCCGGAGCCGGAGUUCAGGCCCCCGAUGUCGGAAGUGGUACAAGCAUUGGUGCGUUUGGUACAACGUGCGAAUAUGAGCAAGAGAACUUUUGGAAACGAAGGAGCGGCUCGAUCGGAUAGUGCAGAUGCUGAGGAAUAUACUCCUUAAAUUUUUCAAGAUUCCCUUUUGGACCAUUGAGAACAAACUGCACCAGAAAAAAAAAAAAAUUUAACAGCAUGUAUUUGUUUAUAUAAAUAUAUAUUUUCCCCUUUGCCAAAAGACCAACCAUUGUGUACUUCAUAACUCUUUUCUCAAUUCUGUUUGUAUUAUAUAAAGAGUAGGUCAUAAAAAAAAAUGUUCAUUCUUGGAAACUUGGUGGUUUGACUGUUUUUUCAAUGUUUGAUUUGAGUUUAUUUAAA